GAGAGAGAGAGAGAGAGAGAGAGAGAGAGUGUGUGUGUGCGUGUGUGUGUGAGAGAGAGAGAGAGAGAGAGAGAGAGAGUCUGUGUGUCUGUGCGUGUGACAUGCUAGCACCAUAACUAUCACAAUGGAUUUCCAACACAGGACAGCUCUGGAUAUCUCCACCAGGAACCCUCAGGAUGAUUUUGAGAUCCUGCAGAGAGUCGGAGGAGGAACGUACGGAGAAGUUUACAAGGCACGUAACAAGCAGAACAGAGAGCUGGCAGCCAUCAAGGUCAUCAAGAUGGAACCAGAGGAUGAUUUUUCUAUCAUCCAGCAGGAAAUCGUCAUAGUGAAGAGCUGCAAACAUCCCAACAUAGUGGCUUAUUACGGCAGCUACAUACGAGCCAACAAACUGUGGAUCUGUAUGGAGUUCUGUGGAGGAGGCUCCCUGCAGGACAUCUACAAUGUGACUGGUCCUCUGUCUGAGCCUCAGAUCGCCUACAUCUGCAGAGAGAUGCUGAAGGGUCUGGACUACCUGCAUGCACAGAAGAAGAUCCACAGAGACAUCAAGGGUGCCAACAUCCUUGUGAACGAUCAUGGCGAGGUCAGGCUGGCUGACUUUGGGAUCUCGGCUCAGAUCACUGCCACUCUGGCCCGGCGGAUGUCCUUCAUCGGGACGCCAUAUUGGAUGGCACCAGAGGUGGCAGCCGUGGAGAUCAAAGGGGGCUACAAUGAGCUCUGUGACAUCUGGUCUGUGGGCAUCACAGCCAUCGAGCUGGCAGAGCUACAGCCGCCAAUGUUUGACGUCCACCCACUGCGAGUCCUGUUUCUCAUGUCCAAGAGCGGCUACCAGCCUCCUAAACUUAAGGACAAGUCCAAAUGGUCCUCCAUGUUUUAUAACUUUGUAAAGGCCAUGUUGGUGAGGAACCCGAAGAAGAGACCCAGCGCCUCCAAGAUGCUCUCACAAAUGUUUUUGACCCAGCAGUGCCUGAGCCAGGAGCUGACCCUGGACCUGCUGGAGAAGUAUCGACACCCUGAGAAACUGAAGUCCUGCCUGGUGACGGACGACGACGAGAUGGAGGUGGCGCUGCCGGGAUCUUUGAAGAGGAUCCAGUCUGUCAACAAACACAACCAGGCGGAGCGGACACACUCUGACAUUACCUUGCAACAGAUUUGGACUCGGAGGCCUGUGAAGAAGGAAUCACCAAACACAACAUUAAGACCUUCACUGAGAUCCACCGGCAGCAGCAAGAGUCCAGUGAGGGAUCAGGACUCAGACUCAGACGAUGACUAUGACGAUGUGGAUAUCCCUACGAUACAAGCCGGUUACAGAAUGUCCGCUAAUGAAACUCCCCCUCCACUUCCUCCAAAGCCCAAAGCUCGGAGCAGCUCAGAGGAAAGCGUGGCGGUGGAGGACGACUGGGCGAGGAAACCCUGCUCUCUGUACGCUCCCUCCCCUCUCCUCAGGACCUCCAGUGGGACGCAGGUCCGUCCUACGCCCCAACCACGAUCCUCGCGAAACUCAGACCCUCCGUCCUUCCCUGUCCAGUUGAUUGACAACCCGGCGGAGCUCCUUCCUCCUGAGCUCCCCCCUAAAGGCAUACGCAAAUGGCGACCCCCAUUAAAGAACCCUGCGGAGUGUGUCAGCCCCGUCAUGAAGAAACCUCCCGUCUACUUUAAAAAGAUCUUCCAUGGCUGCCCUCUGAAAAUAAACUGCUCCACAACGUGGGAUAACACAGCUUCCAAAGGUUGUAUCAUGCAUCAAAUAAAGUGCACAGCAGAUUCUCUGCUCCCUCUUCCUUAUCAAACGUGUUUUAUCUGUCUGACCGCUCUUCUCUCUCCCUCAGACCAGCAUCUGAUCCUGGGGGCAGAGGAAGGCAUCUACACCCUGAACCUGAGCGGCUCAGAGGCCACCAUGGAGCUGUUGUAUCCAGGGAAGUGCACCUGGGUCUACACCAUCAAUAACAUCCUCAUGUCUGUAUCAGGUAAAUCCUCGCAGCUUCACUCCCACUCACUGAAGGAGUUGUACGAACAGGCUCGGAAAGACCAGAGGAUGGUUUCCUUGCAGACUCACCGACUGUUACCAAGGAAAUGUGCAGUGACGUUUAAAAUACCUGAUACAAAAGGCUGCAAGACCUGCGCAGUUGCAGGUAACAUGCAGGGAGGCUGUGUGUUCCUGUGCUGCGGCCUGGAGUCCAGCGUGGUGCUGCUGCAGUGGUACGAACCCAUGCACAAGUUCAUGCUCAUUAAGAAUUUUGACUUCCCGCUGCCUAGCCCUCUGAGGGUGUUUGAGAUGGUGACGGUGCCCCAACAGGAGUACCCGCUGGUGUGUAUCGGCGUCUCUCGGGGGUCCAGACCCAACCUGCCCGUCAUUGUAGAAUACAUCAACCUCAACUCCAACACAUCCUGGUUCACCAACUCUGGCCUGGAGAGACCUUGCCCAGCUGUAAUUCAAGUAAACCAGUUGAACAGUAGUUCACUGCUUGUCCUCAUAGAAAAGUCGGUACAUGUGGUGGGUCUGGAGGGGGAGCUGAAGAGCAACAGGCCUCUAACACAAGAGACCACCUUCUCUCAUGAUGUUGAGUCUAUAGUGUAUUUUGAGGACACUCUGUUGGCAGUGUGGCGUCACGGCUGGCAGAGGAGAGGACAAAGUUUCACUGAGGUGCUGGAAGAGAGCAUGGACCCCAGGAAGAUCUACAGACUGGUGCAGUCAGACAGGAUGGUCGUCCUGGAAACGCGUCAGACGGAGGACCAGUCGGGGCUGUCCAACCUGUACGUCCUGGAAAUUGCUGAGAACUACGUUAUGCUGACCUGACGCUCCUGUCUGCUGGAAUAGGGCAUCAUGGGAGACUCCCACUUGUAUAUGAAUGCUUCAGGACUUUCAUAUAUCAUCAGUAACUCUGACGGGCAUGGAUGCCACAGUAUUUUAUUUUCUAAUGGGAGGAGAUAUGUCAUAAGGUAAUGAUGGCAGGAUGUUGCAAAUUCAUACUGACCUGAGAGGAUUGUUGUGUUGUUGCCUUUGUCCCUCCAAUCUGGAAGAGUCGCUCUUAUUUAUCCCAAUUUCAACUUGUGAGAUCCAGAAUAACCUCCAGAUUCCAGACAGCUGAGAAAACCUUGAAUGAACAGUAAAGGAAGGACCUCCAACACUAAAGAGGAGAAUCUACUUUCUUCUGCAGCAGCCGCCUGCAGGGAUUGAAAUAUUUGAUGGCUUCCAGAGGAUUUUACUUACACACGAUGAAAUGUGCUGAUCUCUGAGCAGAGCAGUUACUGUUAAUGAAAGGUGAUCGGUUAGUCCUUUGUAUUCCCGGCUGCACCAGUUACCUGUUAGGGGCUGGUGACACCAGAGGGAGAGUGAAAAGUCAAAUAAACUAUUUGUAUCAUAAGAUAAACCGUCUUUGGUGCAUUUAAAUGAA
Molecule: messenger RNA, 3392 nt
Organism: Cottoperca gobio
Lineage: Eukaryota; Metazoa; Chordata; Actinopteri; Perciformes; Bovichtidae
Gene: map4k1
Product: mitogen-activated protein kinase kinase kinase kinase 1
Exons: 31
Coding region: 125-2794 (889 amino acids)
Biological process (GO): intracellular signal transduction; protein phosphorylation
Cellular component (GO): cytoplasm
Molecular function (GO): MAP kinase kinase kinase kinase activity; ATP binding
Source: RefSeq, a predicted model, not a curated record